UAAUCAUGACAUUUGUUUGAUGAUUGUGACUCUAGAUAUCAAUAAAAAGAACUCAUUUUUACUUCCAAGUUCAAGUUAAUUUAUUUUCACUCACAUCAUCCAUCGGUGGUACAUGAGGUACAAUAAAUAAUAAAAGAUUAUGGUAAGUCGUCUUAAUUAAUCGUGAAUACACAAAAAACCAAUAAUAAUAAAAAAAAGAAAAUACAAGACAUAUACAUACUAUAGCUACAAACAAAGAAAAAGUAAGAGAUAUAAGUUAUGGAGGACAGACUGCAUCAUAAAUUUUAGCUAUGAAGAGACAGAGAUUUUUCAACGAUUUAAAACUUGAGUUUGACAUUAUCUCACUAAACUUAAGUAUAUUUGGUUUAUUAAAAAAUCUGGAAUGUAAAAACGUUUUCCUGAUACUAGUUAAUGAUUUGCAUUCUAAAAUAAAGUGGAACUCGUCUGCUAUUCUACCUGAGUACAAAGUCUUUCAUUAAGUGGAAUAUUUGACCAUCUACCAGUCUCAACAGGAAGGUGGUGGUUUGUAGUUCUAAAUUUGACCAGUAUUUUCCUAAAUUUAUUUGGGAAAAUACUCAAAUAUUUCUCACCUCCAAAAUUAGACUUAAUUUUUUUUAUGAAUUUGACCUUUUGAUAAGCUGUUUAUAUCACUAUACCAUUUUUGGAUGAAUUGAUCACUUAAGUCUUUGUUUCAGAGUUGCAACAGCCCACUUCCUAUCAAUGAAAUUUUGCAAUUGCUCACACCAAAUAUCUGAAAAACCACAAGACGUUAAAAUUUUGUAUAUAAAAUCUACCCUUGAGGUUUUCAAACCUCCUUGGGAAUAUUGUGAAUAUAAAUAUUCAUAUAAUAUGCGAUCAAUUUUGUUUUCCGAACAAGUAAGUAAUCUUAUCCAGGAAGAAAUCAUCCUUGUAUAUAUUUGUAUAUACAAUGGGAAGCGCUCAGUCUCAUUAUAUACCAUAUAAGAAGGAGUACUACUCUUUAGAUAGAAAAUAUGUUUUAGAAAUUAUAGGUGUAUCUGUUCAAUGGUAAGCAUCGAACGUCUCUAAGCAUCGUUCUUAUUCCGUCAGUAAUACGCAAUUACCAGGAAAAAUAUACGACUGAUAAGUGCACUUUGUAUACAAUGUAUGUAUAUAGCGUAAUAUAUGCUUCAUUUCAGGAUUGCUGUUUCUUACAGUAUAUUCUAUCGUACUUUGAAUUCUCUCAUGCGAUUUAGUUUUUCUUUUAACGGGUAAUUCAUCUAUUUUGUUUGAUGUACAAAGACUAAACUGCACAGCCUCAGGACUUAAUGUAUACCAUUGUGUAAUUUUUAUCUUAAAUCCAAACAAAAACAAACCGAAUUCAUCAUGUAAAUUGAUAUAUCACAGCAACGAUACGUUUCUUUUUACAAUCCCUGUGUUAAUAUUAGCGUAAAUUUCGCCAGUAAUACGUGAAAUCCUUGUGAAAGACGUCACCUCUGCCCCCAAACACCAAUUUACGGAAGACACGCUUCAGUGGACAAUGCAUUUAUCCCGGCGGUGUUUACCUGGAGAAUUCUUCCUGAACAAUGCCUUACACCGGGCCCCGCUCAUCGGCUGUUCAAUGCUGGAAAUUAUCAACAGGUGAAAUUAAAUUAAAACAUUUUAGAAUCUUUACCUUUAUUAUUUGUGGGAAUGGGUAGCAUGUGGUAUGCGAGGCUCCCGUGAAUCUCCAGUCAGCCAGAUGUUGUAGUGUCCCUUUCAUUAAUCACAGUCCGUGUUAUUGUCUAACAGUCUAAAAUGUGUGUUAAUGCAUUUGACAGCUCACAGCUCUACUAGUUGCUGGGGUGAAUAACAGCUCCUGAAUCAUUAAUGAUUUUGAGGUGGCAAUAUGAGGAUUAGUGAUUUAAGAAAGAAUGGGUGUUUCCGCGGCUACAGUUUGCCCAAGUUUACGUUAGAUUCAUCAAGUAUUUAUGAACCUCUUAAGCCUUUUGUGACAAGCAGGUGCGAGAGUGACCCCGUCUUCUAUGUCCAUCAAGGUCACCUCCCGACACAUAUGCGAAGCCUUCGUUUGUCCCGCCAUGCAGACCUACAAGUCGACCGACACGGUUCAUCACACACAUGUCGUGUCCUGCUGACUGCAGCCGUCGUUGCCCUCUUUAUUGUUUCCUUGUUGUGUUUCUUUCUGUCUAUGCAUGUCUGGAACAACAGAGAGGAUUUCUCCGCAACGCCACAUCCUGAUCUGAACGAGACUUCAUCUGAAAGCAGAAUAUUAGCAGAAAACAAAAUAGAUACUAUUUUCUUCAAAAGUAACAUCUCUCAAGAAUCGAAAGACUCCUUGGGGUAUACUAUCAGACAAUCCUGUGUUGCAGACACCUGCAGAACAUACUCGGCCUUCCGCUUCAAGGCUUCCUGCUAUCGUGGAUAUUGUCAAUGUAAUGGCAAAGAUUACCAAAGGGAAACGUGUUUACCAAAGUAUGGUGACUGCUACAUACAAAAGAAAAAGGAGAGUUUUGCUGAUGCAUAUAUCAAAGGAAGAAGACCUGUUAUAUAUUCUUGUCAACCAAAUCCAAGUGGAGUUACUGAGAAGUUGCAUGUGAUUAGUAGUUUCGGAAACAGUCAAAGUAACGAGACUACUGUUGAAAUAUUUGGUGACUCAAUGAAUUCCACACCGGCUACAAUCGUGUUAUCUAAUUAUCACCGAGUUAAGUGGAGAGUGGUUUUAAAAGACACGCAUGUCGUAAAGAUUUUUCUGAUUUCUCACCAUCAUCUGAGGUGGUCUUCAGUGACAGUGGAAACUGCAGACACCAGCGACCCACAUCCCCCAGUAGAGAAAGUGUUCUCACAAGUGGGGUAUGGAGAGGAUCGGUACGGAGGACACACUGCGGACUUGUUAAAAACAGUCAAUCAACGAAUUGGACACAUGUCGUCAUUCACGGGGGUGGCCUCGGCGGACAGAUGGAGGAUUUACCUCAACAAACAGUGAUUCUUAUCAUGAUGUGAAAAACAUCAUAGAUAUUUUAUUGAUUUUCGUGGGCAUAAAUUUUCGUGAUUUUGCUGAAAAGAAGAAAAAUUGUUAUGCAGUUACUCAAGUCUUCGACAGCUAGCCAUACAUGUGCUUUUUCCUCUUUCACGAAAUUGCUUCAAUGAUCAAUUGAUGUUGUAGCCUUACUCAACCACGACAAUGGCGAAAGUUAAUUUUCAGCAAAUACAUAAUGGUGGUACUGCUGUACACUGCGAAAAGAAACUAUUGCAUAUCAAGUGAAUAUUUGUUGUUAAGUUUCCUUUGUUAAGAUUUGUUGACGGAAUAAAUAAAUAAAGUUAAUCUUC
Messenger RNA from Ostrea edulis (European flat oyster), 3285 nucleotides. RefSeq lists its product as uncharacterized. Lineage: Eukaryota; Metazoa; Mollusca; Bivalvia; Ostreida; Ostreidae. The coding region runs from base 1847 to 2941 and encodes 364 amino acids. The record is from RefSeq and is a predicted model, not a curated record. The transcript is spliced from 6 exons.